This is a messenger RNA of Sardina pilchardus (European sardine), 1920 nucleotides long. RefSeq lists its product as uncharacterized. The transcript is spliced from 5 exons. Lineage: Eukaryota; Metazoa; Chordata; Actinopteri; Clupeiformes; Clupeidae. Bases 60 to 974 code for a protein of 304 amino acids. The record is from RefSeq and is a predicted model, not a curated record.
GGAAGCUACUGGAGGUUUUCUGUUACACUGACUACCAGUUUAUCUGCUGUCUCUGCGUCAUGGACACCCAUAAGAGUCAUGAAACCAUCUCAGUUGUGGAAAGUGCUGACAAGCAGAGGCUGCUGGGUGUGGCCCAGAAGAAGUCCCUGGAGAGUGUCCAGAGGACAGAGAUGCAAGCGCAGGACCUAAAGAAGGCCACAGACUCUCUCAAGGAGUCGGCCCAGACGUGUGUGGCGGACUGCGAGCGAGUGUUUGGAGAGCUGAUUGGCUCAGCUGAGAGGAUGUGCUCCGAGGUGACGGAUGUGAUCAGGGCUCAGGAGGAGGCUGAACUCCGGCGCGCCGCGGCCCUGCUGGACAAACUGGACAACGAGAGCCGUGAGAGGAAGGAGAGGGCUGCAGAGAUGGACAAGCUCUCGGACACCGAUGACCACAUCAACUUUAUUCAGAGUUUUCAGCCUCUGUGUGGCCCAGCUUUAUCUGAGGAUCCAUCCAGCAUGGCUAUUAAUACACACUGCUCUUUUGGAGACUUGAGAGAAUCCAUCUCUGACCUGCAAAAGCAACUACAGGAGUUCUGCAAGCAGACGAUGGAAAAGAUAGACCGUGUAUCUCCACACAAAACAGAUGAUGAAAAAGGCUGGCGGGGCAAAGACAAGUUGCCGAGGGAGCAUGCAAGUGAAGGGGAGACGGCGCCGUGUCGCAACGAGCCACAGUGGAGGCGUCAAAAGUCCGAGGAGCAGGCGCCCAGGCACCAGACGCCCUCCACAUCAUGGAGGAGGCGUGCGGCCUCAGAGGAGCCAGCGAGGCAAGACCCAGGAUGGGCACCGCCGCUGUGGAGGAGACAAGGGUCUGGGUGGAGGACGCGAGAGGCCAGCCCAGGGGACAGGGGGCGGAGGAGGUCAAGAACGCAAGACAGCUGGGGGCAGCAGCCUCAUUGGAGAGAGUGGAAAGGAGAGGGCUCAUCAUUGAGACAGUGAUUCCCACACAAAGGAGAGCAAUAUAUUCAUAGGGUAAAAUGAGUUAUUGCAUUUGAAAUAAUUUAUAUGACAUAUGACAUGUAUAACCUGUCAUUAAACAUAUAAAGGCAUGCUAUGUUUGUGAUGAUGAUGAUAUAUCCCGCUAAAAUCAUGGCUGGAUCCCUGAAUGGGAAUGCUGAGCCUCGGUUCAGGAGACAAACGGUUAGGGAGGCCCCAUGAGGUUCUAGAAUUGUAAUUUUAUUGGUUGUUGCCCUGUUACGUGUAAGAAGGUGCCUCCCUAUGGACAUAAACUAUUAUACUUGAAGUUCCCCCAGUCUCCUGUAGGGGGCCCUAACGCAUUCUCCAGUCUGGUGGGAACCACCCUUGCGAAGGACCCAUCCCUGAGUCUGCCACGGCUGCUUCCUAGACCUGUUUCUUUACCGCUUCCCCUGGCACCAGUCCUGGUCUGUGUCACUGACGUUGGCAGUGCUGCCACUAGCCUGUCACAAAGUAAUGAAAAUCUUUGAAUGAGUGGUUUUACAUGCACGCUGACUGCCAGCCUCUGCUGUCUCAAGCAACCAGGGAGGAAGUCACUCAAGGUAAUGGGACUAGAGUGACCCUCUGUCGGUGCGUUGGGAGCCUGUUGCCAGUCCUGUCUGGGCUUUGUGGAACACAGCGAAAAGGAGGAGAGAACUGGGGAAACCUGGGUUGAUUACAGACACAUGCGCCUCUGAGAGCAUGCUGUUACCCACCACUACAGCCUUAACAGUUUAAUUAGGGGGGUCUGCUUUACCUCAGCUUUGUCCCUGAUAUGUCACCAGACUCAGCUACCACCGACCUUAUUUAGCCUGUUGUGCUGCCUGUAUCCUGUAGUCUGCUCUAUUUGUUGAGGACAGUUUGGUCUGACUCUGUACAAUGCCAUCUAAUGACAUUUAACAAUUUAUGGUGUCUUUAUCUGGUGGCUGUG